CCAGAGUAGUUCAAUAACCCCAUUGCCUCCUGAGACUGCUGUUCAGUCGAGUCAAGCUCCUCUGGCGGAGAGGGUCUGGUAUAUUGGGUUCGCGCUGCUGUCACUGAACAUCCCACGAUGCUUUACGGAAUGUUUUGUUUCGGCUUAAUGACACUUUUUGUGCUGCUGCCCACGUUAACAACUUUUAAUGUGGACGAAAAAAACGGGAUGUCGUUCAGUGGCAACAUUGAGGACUUGUUUGGCUACACUGUGCAGCAGUUUGAGAACAACGAGGGGAAAUGGGUUCUGAUUGGCUCACCCCUGGAGGGCCAACCAGAGAAGACGACGGGACAGGUCUACAAGUGUCCGGUGCGCGAUGGCAAGGGUUCCGAAUGCUUUAGAACCACCAUAACAGCGGACACGACAAUCCCGGACAUACACGAAGUCAAGGAAAACAUGACUAUGGGAACGACACUGGUCUCCAAUCCCAAUGGUGGAUUUCUGGCUUGCGGCCCACAGUAUGGCUACAUGUGUGGGAACCAGCAGUACAUCUCAGGGAUCUGUGCAAACGUCAGCUCCUCAUUCGAGGUGCUAAACUCCAUCACUCCACCGAUCCAAGGCUGUUCAAAGCCACUGGACAUUGUGAUUUUGCUGGAUGGCUCCAACAGUAUCUUCCCUUGGUCCAGUAUCACUGACUUCGUGGUCAGGUUCCUGCAAAAUAUUGAAAUUGGUCCCACAAUGUCCCAGGUGGGCAUAGUGUCCUAUGGAGACAACGUGGGGCACGAGUUCAACCUGAGCACGUUUGACAACACCAACGACCUGUUGAAACAUGCAAGACUGAUCCCACAGCGGACAGGCCUGAAGACCAUGACAGCACUGGGCAUUGAUACGGCACGGGAAGAGGCCUUCACGGUGGAGAGGGGUGCCCGUCCUGAUGCCAAGAAGGUUAUGGUGAUCGUCACGGAUGGAGAGUCGCAUGACAACUACAGACUGAAAAAGGUCAUUGAAAAUUGCGAGGAAGAGGGCAUUGAGAAAUUCUCCAUCGCUGUCCUUGGUGAUUACAACAGGCAAAACAAAAGCCUUGAACAGGUCAAGACAUUCAUCGAGGAGAUCGAAUCGAUCGCCAGCGAGCCCAAGGGCGACCACUUCUUCAACGUGUCUGAUGAGGUGGCGCUGCUGACCAUUGUGGAUGCCCUCGGCAGCCGCAUCUUCGCUCUGGAGGCUACGUCUGGCAAACACACGUCGUCUUUUGAAAUGGAGAUGUCCCAGGCAGGCUUCAGCGCCCAUGCCUCGAAAGAGGCCUUGAUGCUCGGGGCGGUGGGGGCCUUCGACUGGAACGGUACGGUGGUCAUGCAGCAGGACGGGGUCACCGUGGAGCCCCACAAGGCCACCUUUCACGACCCCCUGCAGGAGAGAUACGAAGGCCUGGCAGGCUACGUGGGUUACGACGUUCAGUCAGCCUCCACACCAGACGGCAUGCUCUACAUCACCGGCGCCCCUCGAUUCAACCACACAGGCCGCGUGACUAUCUACCGCUUUGACGUUAAAACUAAAAACAUCACCAUCACGCAGACCCUGGAGGGAAAGCAGAUUGGCUCCUACUUUGGCAGCGUGCUGCAGACGGUGGACGUGGACAUGGACUCCUACACUGACCUGCUCCUGGUUGGGGCUCCCAUGUAUAUGGGGUCAGAGAGGGAAGAGCAAGGUCAGGUGUAUGUCUUCAAAUUGAAGGAUAGUAAGUUUGAGCAUGUGAUGACCCUGGAGCCCGAGCCGCAGGCCUGCGCCCACAACAAGAGCGGCAUCAAGAAUGAACCGUGCGGCGCUCGCUUCGGCACGGCCAUCGCCGCCAUCCCGGACCUCAACCUGGAUGGCGCGGCCGACGUGGUGAUUGGCUCGCCGCUGGAGAAUGACCACAAAGGGGCGGUGUACAUUUACCAUGGAAACAAGCAGAACACGCUCAAGCAGAAGUAUGUGCAGCGCAUCGCUGCUGGAGGGGAUGGUGACAAAGUGAAAUUUUUUGGCCAGUCCAUCCACGGAAUUAUGGAUUUGAAUAACGAUGGUAUUAUUGACGUCACUAUUGGAGGUCUGGGUGGAGCAUCUCUUUACUGGUCUCGGGACGUCGCCGAGCUCCAUGCCAAUAUGACCUUUGACCCAACCAAGAUCAACCUUCAGCAGCCAUCUUGUGAGGAUCAUGACAAAACUGCUUGCGUGAAGACCAAAAUCUGCUUCUCCUACAAGGUCAAAUCCGACAAGGGCACAAACCCAGUCACCAGUGGUGUUACAGAGGUCCGGUACGGGCUGCACCUGGAUGCUCUGAGAUCCACAUCGCGAGUGCGGUUCAUCGGCACGGACGAGAAGCGGAUGCAGACCAAAGUGGAAAUCACAGACUCCCUCUGCACAGAGCACACCUUCUACACGUUGGAAAAACUGGACUUCCGAGAUUCCAUCAUGGUUUCACUGGACUUUGGCUUAGCUGACCCAGACAACGGCCCGGUCAUGGACGGAAACUUGCCCACAGCCAUCAACAAGUCGAUCCCCCUUGUUGACUGUGGAAACAACGAUGUCUGCAAUGCAGACCUGCAUCUCAAAGCUACACCCAGCAUUAACAGAAUGCUCAUCAAGGCCAACCAGGAGAAAUUCAAUGUCAGUGUGUGGGUGAAGAACACCAAGGACAAUGCCUACAACACUAAAGUGAGCUUGAGCUACUCAGAAAACAUCAACUAUGUCAAAGUGGAGUCUAUCAGUGGCAACAGGGACAUAGUGUGUGAACCCCACAACAACACUGUGGUUUGCGCUGUGGGCUAUCCGUUCCUCAAGGCAAACAAAGAGGAGGAGUUUCGCAUCCAUUUCGAGGUGAAUCCUGCUCAUGUUCGGAAGGACAUUUCCAUCGAUGUGGCAGCCUCAAGUGACAGUAAGGAGGAUAAAUCAACUCUGAAUGACAACCAGGUGAAAAUCAUCAUCCCUGUGAUCUAUGAGGCCGGCAUCAAGUUCACUGCAACUAAGUUUAUGAAAGAAGAACACAUUGUCAUUAAGGAGGGAGAAACGUACCCCAGCAUAAUUAACCACACCAGUGUGAUAGGUGACGAGAUGAAAGUCAGCUUUACGGUUGAAAAGGAGGUGAAUGUGAAGAGCCCCGACCUCAGGCUCACAGUGAUGUAUCCAGAGACAUCGCCCUAUGACAACAGACUCUUCUACCUCACAAGUGUCACCAUGUCUAAGGAUGUGACAUGCCAUUUAGGAGCCCUUGUAAACCCCUUGAAAAUCAGCCCCCAAAAUCCUCACAAACCAAACCCCAAAAAAGAAACCUUGAGCCACUUCCUAGUGAGCUGUGAACAUCUUAAAUGCGCAUCCUUCAGCUGCUUUUUGCCCUCAGCUGACAUGAAUCAGGUGAACAUCAGUCUAAGAGUGUGGAAGCCUACAUUUGUGAGGGCGGAAUAUUCCACCAUGUCCAUGAUGGUCAACGGCACGUUGAAGAACCAGAACACGGAACUCUUUGUUUUGAACGAGAACAGCAUCACCAGAGAAGUCAGAGUGCAGAUAUCUAAAGAGGCGCUGGGUGGAAUUCCUCUGUGGAUCAUCAUCCUCAGCAUCCUCAUUGGACUUCUCCUACUCGCCCUGGUCAUCUUUGCGUUAUGGAAGGCUGGAUUCUUCAAGCGAAAAUCCAUGGAGGAGAUGAAGGAGGAGAUGAGGGACGACUAAGGUGCUUCAGGCUGCACGUGUACAGGAGAUUCUUCCGCCCUUCCAGCCUCAUACGUUGUGCCAAGUAUCUGCUCUGCUCUGGAGGAGACCUCCUGUGGUCAUCAUACACUGUCUGAACAGUCAAUCCCUCAUCAGAGUCUCACCUUCGGAGAGUAACAUUCAGUCAUGCUAUGGACAAUUUUGUGUCCAAUGACUUACAGUAAGAGGGACAGUGCCUUUUAAGGGACCAGCACCAAUUGGCACCUGUUGGAACCCUGAAUCUAACUGAGAUGUCACCUGUAGGUCCCACUGUAUGUUUGUAUAUAAGUCAACGUUCCUGUCACUGUUGGAUACAUUCUCGAUCAGAUUGUAAUUUGUGGAGUACAGUCAAGCAUGUUUGGCCACACAGCUGCAGGGAAGAGGCACAGAGCAGGCUUUCCGGACCUUUCACAAGCUGUUCACAAGCUGUUCACCAAGCAAGUCUGAUGGUGCUUGUUCUUGACCACGUGAAAUCUACACUCGUCUGCGAUGCAAUGUCACACAAGCACACCUUACCAGCCCACCAGCUAAAGUUUAUCAGGCCCCUGGACCCUGGAUCUCUACGGCAGAGGACCAUCAUCCAUCUAAUGGCAUCAGAGAGCACCUCACAGCACUGAUCUUUCCGUAUGACUCGCCCACGCCUACAUCCCUCACGGCCAGACAACCUCCUCUGGGGUCCUGAUCCAGACUGAAGGCCCACGGCGUUCCUAGUUUUUUUUGUCCAUUUUUUUCCUAACUUGAAAACACUGUUUGUUGGUUCUGUGUCAAAUACUGAACAUAGUUUUUCUCAUUUUUUGUAGCUGAGUCUGACUUUUUGUGUGUGUAUUUUUUUUAGUCGUAUUAAUCCGUUCUUUUUUUUGGGUCACAUUCCUUCUGAGCUUUGAAGCUAAUGUUUCGGAAAUGACACUGAUCUGUUUCACAUGCAUCAUAUUCUCAUCUGACUUUGAAAAUUGAUUGUACUGUAAAUGUAAGUAUUUGUAAAAGUUAAAGUGUACAUAUUAUGUGGGUGUUCGUGCAAAGUGCAUAAUUUAAGAAGUUGAUUCUUAAUAACUGAAAGACAGAAUUGGUAAUGACCCAUAACUUGCUACUCAGGUGAUGUAGUUAGUGAUGACCAUAAUGUGUCAUGUAAUCAUGAAUUGAGAACUAGGUCUGCAAAAUAUGUAAAUACUGAAUUCAUUACUUCAUGUGUACUGACAUAUUGACACAGUAAGCCCAUGCUCAUUUCCAUUUGAGAUUUAUUAUUGUUGGUGAAAUUGAUGAAUAUAUUUAUUCUUCAAUUCUUAUGCCUUUAGUUUUUUUUUGUUUUAUCUACUCCCCCAUUAAUUAUCCGUCUCAAUUUUUCUUAAAGAUGAGAAACAUUGCUCAGACAACCAAAUGACAGCCAAGUCUGCUCUUCUACGUGCUUUUAGUUUGCAGACAAUUUAAUCCAAAGUUCCGGUUCAGUUCAGGUAUAUUAGUUCAGGUAUAUUAGAGUAUAUGUUCGGAUUCCUCCAGACUUCAACAUAUGACCUUGGUGUUCAGCUAUAGCAAUAUACUCUCUUUUACAACACUAGGUAUUUUUCAUGAUGGCAUGUAUCGUUUUGUAGUACUUUUUCACAACUGUAAAAGUUUAUCAACAAACAGAGCCAGACCAAUGACUGCACACAAUAUUUACAGUCAUUUGCCCAGACAUGGCAGAACAAUGCCAAUCAGCCACAGUUAUUAUUCCUGUUUUGUCAACACAUUGAGUAUUCUUCACAGAUCCCUAUUCGCUACUCAUUUGUAUUGUAUGUAAUUUCACAUCCAUCAGCAUUCACUUUUCACUGGUUUCUGCACAUUAUGAAGUCUUUAUUUAAUGUCUGCGUGUAAACAAUGACCUCGGGCCUCAUUUGGAAUUGAGUUCCUAAAUGUAAUAACUCACAGCUUUAUUGUAACUUCAAAAGAUUGUAGCCAUUUGUUCACAGUUGGAAUCUAGCCCAGCCUUAACAGUCAUUAAAUAGGCCUAGUCUGUUCAGCCUAACAAUAAGCACUUUGUCCCAAAUGUCUCAUCAGUUGUCUGGUGCUCCUGCCCCUCCAUUUAUCCUGUCAACUACAGACAGCCACAGAAACCAUUGCUGGUCUCUAUAUGAACCCAUAGCAAAGCAUUCGCUAAUGUGUUUGAAAUGGAAUUUUCCAAUGCAUGCCAAUCCCUAUCCUAAAUUUUCAAAGGAAUGCUAUGCAUACCCCAUUUGGCUCAAAAGACUCUGGUAUUUUGUAUUAUGUUCUCACAUUGUAUGUUUUCUACGUUUGAUUAUGUCUGAGCCAAAAAGAAACAUUAACAAUAUUAAAUAAUAGUGAUAGGAUUUUCCACAUGAAGUGAUAUUCUAAUGUGGAGAGAGAAACAUCUUCCUAUAACAGACUUCAGACCUACGCUCAGAGAGAGAAAGGAAAGGUGGUGAGGGGUUGAUAGAUGUACCGGUCUUGGGCACUGCUGUGAAAUUUCUAUGUAAUGCACUGGUUCAGCAUACUGUAUGUGUUUACUCCUCAGCACGGACCUAAGUAAAGAAAAUGUCAUUGCACAUGCUUUCAAGAGAGUUAUGCCAGAGAAAUAAAAAAAUAUUUUUUUUUGUA
This is a messenger RNA of Alosa alosa (allis shad), 6285 nucleotides long. RefSeq names its product integrin, alpha 1 (gene itga1). Gene Ontology annotation, cellular component: integrin complex; external side of plasma membrane. The record is from RefSeq and is a predicted model, not a curated record. The transcript has 30 exons. Lineage: Eukaryota; Metazoa; Chordata; Actinopteri; Clupeiformes; Clupeidae. The coding region runs from base 118 to 3678 and encodes 1186 amino acids. Gene Ontology annotation, molecular function: integrin binding. Gene Ontology annotation, biological process: cell-cell adhesion; cell adhesion mediated by integrin; integrin-mediated signaling pathway.